AAAGACCUGCAGAACUGAGUAUAUUAAUGGCUCCUGAAAACCUAAGGCAAGUUCUGGUGGAAAUUCCAAACCCUCAGCCCAAGAUUGUUGUCCAUCUUCGCAGGUCUUACGAAGAAAUUUUGAACUCUACAAGAUCACAAAUGCAGUUAACAGCACUUCAUGCCAAUCUUCCUCCAACGUCUUUUCUGAGAAGAGAGAAUGACCCAACAGCACAAGAUAUUUCUGAAGUCUCGUCGCUCAUGAAAAGAAAGUUUGGAGCUAGAAGAAGAAUGUGUUCAUCAACUUUCAUCAGUGAUAAAAAUCCUUCGGAAAAUAGCAGUGAGAAAGAAUCACCUUUCAAGAAACAGCGACUACAUUUUAAGCCAGGUGGAAACUUACAAGUCAAACUAAAAGAUUUGCUAUCAUCUCAGCUAGUGCAGACUCUGUUGCGCCAAUAUCCAGCAAUUGAUGAUGAGGACGUGAAAUUGGUUCUUCCAUCAUUGAUCUUGAAAUGUGCUCAGAAACAGCUGGAGAUAAUCAAAAGCAAUGUCUUUCGUUCUAUACCACGAUGGCGCUUGGGUUCCAACAGAGAUGCAUACUGCUAUCGUAAAGCACGUAAUCAUCUUCAGGUUUUCAAGAGAACAUGCUUGGAACAAGGGAAGCUAUUAUUGCAAGCAGGAUGCUGGGAAACUUCAUUAAACUACAUGCUGAUUGCGUGGCAGUAUACCAGUGAACUUCCUCACUGGGAUAAUAGCUUCCAUAAUGAAAGUACACAACAGUGUUUUACAGUUUUAGCAGCUCAGGGCACAACUGCCUUACAAAGAAGCUCUCUGGAGCUAGAGAAAUAUAAACAACUUAGGAAAAGACUGAAAAUUGCAUAUACGCAAAACAAACUGAUCAAACCCUGCCUUGAAGAAUUGGAUAGUAUGAUUGUAGACCUGGAAUGCAGUUCUUCAGAACAUAAUCCAUCUUACCUAAAUGCUUGAAAUGUGACAUAUAGCUUGUCCGUAGUCAGAAAAUCCUAUGGCUUGAGAGGAAAAUGGUGGCUCCAUUCCAUUUUGGUUUGUUGCAGAAAGUUUAGAUUUACUCUCAGAUCUGUUUGCUCAGAAUGCUAUGUCCAGAUCAGAGUAUUUCUACUUUUCGUUUGAAUGGAUACAACACAACAAUAUGGAAAAUUGGAAUUAAUGGGAGAUUUCUGUGGAGUUUGAACAAAUGAUGGAUUUUCUGGAGGAAAUUUUUUUUUACUUGUUUUGGAAAGUUAAAACUGGAGCAGGUAGACUGUGUCCUCUAAUUCAAGUUGUUCACUGUCUAUAAAAUAUAAGUAAGAAUAGCUUAUGAAUUUUAACCUCAAAAUGGAAAUUGCAGUUUUGUCAUGACAGUAGGAUCUUGUGGAGGUUUGUGUGAAUUUUAGUACUCAUCUUCUUGGAUAUUUCUGAAUGGACUUUUUCAAUGGAAAUUUGACAGUAUUAAAUAGUGAUUUUUAAAAUGCAGAUUGUAUUUGCAAAUAAUUUUGUUAAUCUUAUUUAACUCCCUUUUUGUGGAAGAAAAUGACAAUUUGUAAAUUAGAACGUGCAAGUAGAAUGUAUAGUACAAGUUUGGUGUAAUGGCAAUAUUAGUAAUCUAAUAAUGACAAUUGCACUUUAACCUUUGACUAAGUAUUGUUUUAAUGUAGUUUUUCUGGUAAUACACCAAAAAAGUUAUUCAUUUUGGCCAGAGUUGGGAAUAUUUUUCAUAUGUGUAUAAAAAUACUAUUUUCUUUAAAUUAUCUAUGGAUUUCAUAUGUGUAAGUUUACCUAGUUCUGAGCCAAUGUAAUACUGUAAGUUGAUAUUCUUAUUGAAACACUGAAAUGCAAUGUAUCUAAUUGGGGGGAGGGGAGAAUCAUCUGUUAUUGUAAAUGAGUGAUGUGAUGUUUUUAAGAGUUUUCCAAAUAAAGUAAGU
Molecule: messenger RNA, 1918 nt
Organism: Mobula hypostoma (lesser devil ray)
Lineage: Eukaryota; Metazoa; Chordata; Chondrichthyes; Myliobatiformes; Myliobatidae
Exons: 8
Coding region: 27-965 (312 amino acids)
Biological process (GO): nuclear protein quality control by the ubiquitin-proteasome system; proteasome localization
Cellular component (GO): nucleus; nuclear membrane
Molecular function (GO): proteasome binding
Source: RefSeq, a predicted model, not a curated record